UUUUUUAACCAAUCAGUCGCGAACGACACAUCGCUAUAUGCCACUCUUCCGCGCUUGCCGCAGCAGCCCCACCGGUUGGUCAGCUGACCGUUAGCCGGUCUGCUGACUGUCAAACCCCCUAGAAGCUCGAGCUGUGACCCGGACAUCGGUAACAGCGGCUUCUGUGUCUCCGCUCACCUGAAACCUUCGACCUGGAUCUCCUCCUUUCGUGACCCACUACCAGCUGGAGGCAGGAUCGUUGGCUGAAUUGAACAGAUCUCAUCGCGAGUGGGAGACAGUCGUUUGUGCUCGGAGGUCGGCGAGCGUGCGUGGCCGUCACCAUGGCCCUGCUGGACCUCGUCAUGCAGGGAUUCGCCGUGUACGGCUUCAUCAACUUCUUAGUGCUGUGGCUCAUGCACUUCAUGUCCAUCAUUUACGUGCGUCUUCACAUGCACAGGAAGAGGUCAGAGGUCAAGCAGCCGUUUUCACAGAUGGCUGGAGUUUCUCUGCUGAAGCCACUGAAGGGCAUCGACCCCAACCUCAUCUCCAACCUGGAGACAUUCUUCACACUGGAUUAUCCAAAGUACGAGAUCCUGCUCUGCGUCCAGGAUCACGAUGACCCCGCCGUAGACGUCUGUAAGAAGCUGCUGGGAAAAUAUCCAAACGUUGACGCUCGUCUUUUUAUCGGGGGGAAAAAAGUGGGCAUCAAUCCCAAGAUCAACAAUCUGAUGCCUGGAUACGAAGGAGCCAAGUACGGCCUGGUGUGGAUCUGUGACAGCGGAAUCAGAGUGAAACCUGAUACCCUGACAGACCUGACCAAUCAGAUGACAGAGAAGGUGGGACUAGUCCACGGGCUGCCCUAUGUUGCUGAUCGCCAAGGCUUUGCUGCCACGCUAGAGCAGGUGUAUUUUGGGACGUCCCACCCGCGGUCGUACAUUUCGGCUAACGUGACCGGGAUCAAAUGUGUGACCGGGAUGUCGUGUCUGAUGAGGAAGGAUGUCCUGGACCAGGCCGGCGGACUGGUCGCCUUUGCCCAGUACAUUGCAGAGGAUUACUUUAUGGCUAAAGCCAUAGCCGACAGAGGCUGGAAGUUCUCCUUGGCAACACAGGUGGCGCUACAGAAUUCGGGCUCAUACUCCAUUGGCCAGUUUCAGUCACGCAUGAUCAGGUGGACGAAGUUGAGGAUAAACAUGCUCCCGGGGACCGUGCUGGAGCCCGUCUCUGAGUGCUUCCUGGCGAGCCUUAUUAUUGGCUGGGCUGCUCAUUACACAUUUAGGUGGGACAUGAUGGUCUUCUUCAUGUGUCACUGUCUGGCCUGGUUUCUAGCCGACUACGUCCAGCUGACUGGAGUUCAGGGCGGGCCUCUGUGCUUCUCCAAGCUGGACUUUGCCGUGGCGUGGUUCAUCAGGGAGUCCAUGGCGGUGCAGAUCUUCCUGUCAGCCCUGUGGGACCCCACCAUCAGCUGGAGAACUGGUCGGUACCGGCUGCGCUGUGGCGGCACCGCCGAGGAGAUCCUCGACGUGUAGUUGCCACGGCAACAGGCUCGUACCAUCGUCAUCAUCUUUGUCCUCAAAGGAUGAGAUAAUGAGUUCAAGAGACUGAUUUUUUUUUUUUAACUAGCGUGAUUGUGUGUGUGUGAAAGUACGCGAGUGUGAAUUUUUAAUUAUUUAUGUUCUUUUGGUGCUAAAUUAAACGAUGCGAGAACCAGAGGGUAGAGUAAGAAAAAGAAAAAGAAAUGGGAGGAGUCACUUCGCACUGAACAGUCUGACGUUUGAUCAGACGAGAAAUAUUUAAAGAAAAAUACAAACGAGAGGAGGACGAGGUCAAAUGCUUCAUGCUCAUUGGCUGAUUUCUUUUUUUUUUUUUUACAGUAAUUUAAGAAAGAAAUGGCAAAAAAAAGAAACUGAAAGACUGAUAACGAAAUUGAGGUUGAACUGUUUCAUCCUCAGUCAACUCACAGGAGCGGGGGGUGGGGGUCACAGACGGUCACAGACGGUCACAGACGCAGCUUCAGUUCAUUCGUAUCUCAUCACACAAUCAGUCGCGAUCCGGUUCCUCUUCCAGUUUACGCAACGUGGACGUUUUCGAGGAACGUUUUCAGCGUCAUCAGCUUGAUGUUCGCGUCCCGUUCGUCAGCCUUAACUUUGAACUAUUUCAACCAAACCCAUUCCGUGGUGGAGAAAUUCUGCGAAAGUAUUUCCUAUGAUUUAUUUUUUUUUCCAAAUAAUAAAAACAUGUCAUUAGUAAGUUUCGCAAAUGAAAAACCCGUGUCGGCGUAUUUUGCAAACCGCGUGAAAAAACAACGACAACAGGGAUUCGUGCUGCAGCUGUUAGCGAUAUAAAGAAUAACAAACAAAUGUGAAAGCCAUCGGCCAAUGAGGAGACGGCAUGGACUGUGACGUCAUCCUCAGCCGAGUUACUUCUUUACUGCGAUGCAGUAGAAAAGUGACGUUGCGUGAUCAUGUGAUCAAAGUUGUGCUUGUAAAUAAAGACGCUUUGUCUUUGUUGUGUUCAAAGAAAAAAAAAAAAAAACCACAAACAAAACCAGCCAAUGAGAAAACAGACAUUUCGCGGUCGCCACAUUUCAGUCAGAACACUGUAUUGUCUUUGCUGUUAGCGUUUAGCUGUGCAUCAGGUGGAUUGGUUGAUGACGCCAUCCGAGUGUCGGACGAACACCUGACGCUGUCGUCCAAUAGGAUCAGCAGAAGUCUUUAUUUGUAUGUUUGUUUAUUAUUGUUAUUUUUUAAAAUCACAACAGGAGGUUAUGACUCAUGUCAAAAAAUAGAAACAAAUAAAGUUUUAUUGUUUUAAA
Molecule: messenger RNA, 2791 nt
Organism: Cynoglossus semilaevis (tongue sole)
Lineage: Eukaryota; Metazoa; Chordata; Actinopteri; Pleuronectiformes; Cynoglossidae
Gene: ugcg
Product: UDP-glucose ceramide glucosyltransferase
Exons: 10
Coding region: 321-1505 (394 amino acids)
Biological process (GO): glucosylceramide biosynthetic process
Cellular component (GO): membrane
Molecular function (GO): ceramide glucosyltransferase activity
Source: RefSeq, a predicted model, not a curated record